AAUAAGGGCAAGAAAGAUAUUUUAUCUAAUUAUUCAUAGGGUGAAAAAAAAAAAUUGGUUUAUUACCGGUAAGGUUCUUUUUUUUUUUUUUUAAAACACAAUUGUUAAGAGUCCUUAAUCCAACGAAUUUGGUCAUGUUUAUUUUUGAGUUUAGAUAACACCGUUUAAGCCCACAAUUAGCGUAAAGUGGAAUUUUGAUCAAAAAUCUACUUUUUAAUUUGCAUUCUCUUCUUCUCCCCCCAGAAGCAUAUUAACCCCCCUUCAAUAAUGGCAGCCAACCGUCACCAACAAUUUUUGGAAUCCAUCAAAUAUCUUGCUGUUCUUUCUAAUUUCCCCCAAAUCGAUUUCUCAAUUAGGGUUCCUUCAUUUUCCAUUCCCCUUUCCUCUGCUGAAUUGCUUCCUCGUUAGCCUUGCAAUUUCUGUUUCAAUUUUUCUGGGUUUUCGAUUUUUCCCCAAUUGAUAGUUUUUCACCGGGGGCAAAACCCUAAUUUUUUGAUUUAAAAUUCUGUUGUGAAUUCGAGUUUGAUUUUUUUUUUUUUUCAAUUGUUUUGAUUUUGUCGACGAAUCCUAAACCUUAAUACCAGUACAGUUAAAUUCAUUUUCGUGUUGAAUAGAGAUGAAGCAAUCAAAGAGGAAGAAGAGAAGAGAGCAGCCUUCAAAGCAGCAAAAUAUCAGUAUUUCUGGAAAUACCAAAAAAAUCAAUGCUGAGAGUGAGGAAGAAAAGAUCAUAGUUAGUUUGAUGGAAGCAUUUUCAUUGACUUCUGUUGAAGAAGCUGAAGCAGCUUAUAAGGAAGCUAAUGGUGAUCCAAAUAAAGCUGCUGAAAUUCUAUGUAGUUUAUCUGAAAGUUCCGAGGUUUUUCAAGAUCGUUGUUCUAAUUCAUCCAUAAGUUUUGGAUUGGAUUCAAAUUCGAAUUCGUCGGAGGGACUCCCAGAACCGAGCAGUUCUUCUGAUAGCAAUAGGACUAGGAGUUCUAGGGGGAGUAGAGGUAAAAAGAUGGUGGCUACUACAGGAACGGUUUCGACGGUUCUCGGGAAGGAUUAUGUAACCUCGAGCUCGAGAAAGGAUCUUGUGAAGGAAAAAGGAUUGGGUGGUGCCAGGCCUAAUAUGGAGGCGGCAGAGCAAUUUCUCUGCUCUAUGCUCGGAGACGACUGUGAACUCAACAUGGGUGUUAUUAGAGAUGUGCUAUGUAAUUGUGGGUUUGAUGUUGAGAAGGCACUGGAGGUGUUGCUUGAUCUAUCUGCACCUUAUUGUGAAUCAUCUGGCAGUGAUAAAUAUUCUAGCUCUAGUUCAAGCAGUGCCGAAUAUUCAAGAAAUUUAGAUUGUAUUGAUGGUUUUUGGCAACAGACUGAUAGGGGAUCUGAUUCAAAUUCUUAUUCCUCUGAAGGUGACUUUCAGGAUAAUUUACGGCUCCUUGAUUUUAAUGGCAGGAGUUAUGCAGAAGCUCUUGCCUGUUCUGAUCAUUCAAGUAAUCCAGCUGCAGCAAGUUCGAGAUCUGAUGGACCUGAGCUACCACGACAAGUUUUAGAAUCAUUGUUUCAUAUCCUUAAGAAUUCGGAGCAAGAUCCAUCUACCAUGAACUGGAGGAAUGUUGCUAAACAAAUGGAGUCUUUUGCGCAGAAGCGAGUUCAACUUGGUCCUUCUAGCUUUAUUGCACGAGAAUUGAACACCCAAGCAAAAGGAGCUGAAUAUCUGGUGUUUAGGGAAACAGCACGACAGGAAUGGGAUAAAAUGAAAACCUGUUACCAAAAGGCUGCUGCUGCAUAUUCCAAUGGUGAAAAGAACUAUGCUUCUUACAUGUCAGAGCAGGGUAAAUUGUGCAGUAAAAUGGCUCGAGAAGCAGAUGAAAAAGCAAGCAUGCAAAUUUUUAAGGCCAGGAAUAAGGGAAUAGAAAAUGUUUUGACAAUUGAUUUGCAUGGGCAACAUGUUAAGCCAGCUAUGAGGCUUGUAAAGCUUCAUCUUCUAUUUGGAACAUACAUAUCUUCUGUGCAAUAUAUCCGGAUAAUUACAGGAUGUGGGUCAAGUGGUCUUGGAAAGUCAAUGCUGAAACAAUCGGUGGUUAACCUUCUCAAGAACGAAGGAAUUGAGUGGAAGGAAGAGAACCAAGGUACAGUGCUUAUAAGACUUGAUGGACCAAGAGAGUUCAGUUUUCUGGAUUCUGGAAAUGACAGUGAGUCUGAUUAGAUUUACUAGUGCAGAUUUGUAUAAAUUAACUGUAGCUUGUUGCUAGAAUCUAUAGAGGAUGGACUCACCUGGCAAAUGCUUGAUGUGAGAUAGAACAUGUAUUUAUCAUAUGGGAUGGCAGGAAAAUAGAGGAAUUUCAUACAUUAAGGGAUUGAUUUCAUUUUCCAGCUAUCCAGCUUUUGUAAUUCUUGUACAAAUUUAUUUGGUUAAUGAUAAUAAAUUCUGGGAUC
Messenger RNA from Chenopodium quinoa (quinoa), 2412 nucleotides. Its product is annotated as SMR domain-containing protein At5g58720-like. The record is from RefSeq and is a predicted model, not a curated record. Bases 617 to 2182 code for a protein of 521 amino acids. The transcript has 11 exons. NCBI's taxonomy places the organism in Eukaryota, Viridiplantae, Streptophyta, Magnoliopsida, Caryophyllales, Amaranthaceae. Gene Ontology annotation, molecular function: protein binding.